Messenger RNA from Eremomyces bilateralis CBS 781.70, 2806 nucleotides. Its product is annotated as Peroxin-3-domain-containing protein. The coding region runs from base 457 to 2589 and encodes 710 amino acids. The record is from RefSeq and is a predicted model, not a curated record. Gene Ontology annotation, cellular component: peroxisomal membrane. The transcript is spliced from 4 exons. Gene Ontology annotation, biological process: protein import into peroxisome membrane. Gene Ontology annotation, molecular function: protein-macromolecule adaptor activity. NCBI's taxonomy places the organism in Eukaryota, Fungi, Ascomycota, Dothideomycetes, Eremomycetales, Eremomycetaceae.
CAUCCACACGAAUACUCUCUCCAUUUCUCCCAUCCUAUUGUCCAGGUGGCUAUGGAGAUGUCUAUUGCACAUGUAUGUACCUCCAUGCGAAUCCCAGUUAAUCAUACCCUAAUUACCUGCCAUCGUCAUCCAAUCCCCAAUCUCUCUCGGCUGCCUCGGUGCCAGCGAUGCUAGCGUGUCCAUCGUAGCCGGGACCGGGGAGCUCCAAUCGAAUCUUGGUUUCCCAUCAGAAUACAUUUGCGGAUUCGUUACACGCGAUAACUUGUGAUCUUCUUGUGGUUCAACUAGACAAUCAGUAAUCAGUCUUCGUUUGACUUCUGGCUGAUUGCACCAUACCCUACUCACCUCCCAAUCUCUCUCCGUCACUUCCUAUCACCACAGUUGGGCCAUUGCCCUCGCCACCACAACCGAUGCUGUGAAUCCCUUCAUCAUAUCGUUUGCAAGGAAAGAGAAAACAUGUUAGGAGCUACCCGUCGCUGGUUCAAGCGCAAUCGCGCGAACCUCGCCAUCGGCGCUGGCGUGCUCGGCGCAGGUUAUCUAGCCGGGCAAUAUGUCGUAUCCAAACUCAUGGAGGCGAGACAGCGGAUGAGCGAUGACCGGAUCGCCAAGGAGAACCUUCGAAGACGUUUCCAGCAAAACCAGGAAGACUGCUCCUUCACAGUCCUCGCCAUCCUCCCCACCGCUACCGAAAACAUCCUGGAAGCGCUCCCCGUCGAAGACACGCUCGCGGAGUUGCAGAAGCAGAAAUCGGAGCGCAUCGCGAGAAGCGGCGCGGGAUCCGAGGCGGCGUCGUCGGUUGGGAUCCUAUCCGGGCCGGGCAGUACGACGGAUGAUGAUGCGCGAGGAAGCCUGCCGUCUGGGAGCGAGAGCUUCAUGCAUACCAGCCAGCUGGAGCAGAGCAUAGGGGACGGUGUGGAGGGGCGGGAAAUCCCGCCGCAGCCGCUGAGGUCGAAGAAGAGCAAGUUGCAGCUGUGGGGGGACAUGAAAGUAAACUCGAUUGCUAGAUCAUUUACUCUCCUCUAUACUCUGGCGCUUUUGACGCUUCUAACGCGGAUUCAAUUGAACCUGCUCGGAAGGAGAAACUACCUUGCCAGCGUGGUAUCGCUAGCCGCUCCUCAACGACCAGAACCGCGGAUUACACUCGAAGACAACGAUGACGACAAUUUCGAGCGGGCAUAUGGCAACGACUUCGAGACCAACCGAAAAUACCUAUCGUUCAGCUGGUGGCUGCUGCAUAAAGGAUGCAAGGAUCUCAUGGAAACGGUCAUUUCCGCCGUGACCGAGGUCUUCGGACCUGUCAACCUAAGAGAAGACAUCACAUUGCAAAAACUGUCCGAAUUGACCAUCGAAGUCCGGAAGAAGGUUGAGGGUGCCACCGAGGAAGAAAGAAGAACCAAAAAAUGGCUCCCCUUUCUCCUCCCCCCACCCUCCCACGAAGCCUACCUCCUCCACGAGUCCGGGAUGAUCUCCCCCUCCUCCUCCCCCACUACCACUGCUUCCACCCCCCUCAUCUCCCCCUCCCUCCGCCGCCUCCUCGACGAAACCUCCGACCUCAUCGACUCCCCCCCUUUCUCCUCUGUCCUCACCCAACUCCUCGACGCCGGCUUCACCCACCUCACCCACAACAAAAUCGCUCCCCAAGCCUUCCGCAUCCCCCCCGUCUCCGCCUCCGCCGAGCGCAUCGUCGAGCUCGUCGACCCCGCCAACGCGAAGACCAAGAUCGCAAGCACCUUGCCCGUCUACCUGCGGCAGGCGCACGCCAUCGGCGCGGGCGAUGUCGGCGGCGUCGGUGCGGAUCAGGGUCUCGGGCUUGCGGGCGCGUUGACCGGGGUGAGUGAGGCGGGGACGCAGGCGCCCGGGUCAAAUGAGUAUUUGGCGGCGAUGGAGGCGGUGCGCGAGUUGGAGGCGUUCGCAGCGGUGGUGUAUUCGUCGAACUUCGAGUAUGAGGUAGCGGAGGCGGCGCCGGAGGGGGAUGUGGUUGGACGGGUGGAGAGGUUGGAGGUGCCCGGUGGGGUGGAGAGUCGGCCGAGUACGGCGGGGACGGGGAUUUGGGGGAUGGUUGGAGGUGGUGUUGGGGAUGAGAGGAGGGGAGAGGUGGAGGAGAUUGUGGAAGUGGAACCGGAGGAGGUGGUGGGUGGAGAGGAGAGUAUGGUGGGUGCGGAGAGUGGGUUUGAGGCGGCGUGGGGGAAGGCGACGAUGGCGAGCGAGGAAGUGAUCCCGUUGGCGAAGGAAGAAGCACUGGUGGCGAAGGAGGAAGAGGUGCCAGUCCUAGUUGAGAAGGAGGUGGGACCUGAGGUCGUGGAGAAGCCUGAAGAGGUGGAGCCUGAGGUCGUGGAGCAGCCUGAGGAAGUGGAACCAGAGAUCGUGGCCAAGCCUCAGGUGGAACCUGAAGUCGUGACCAAACCAGAGGAGUUAGAACCUGAGGUCGUGACCAAGCCGGAAGAGGUGGAACAGGAGGUCAAGAACGUGGAGCCAGUGGUUGUGGACAAGGAGGAGGAGACGGAGAGGGAAGUGCACGUGGUGGAUAAACACGACGCGGGUAAGGAGGAACAGGAGGUGAAAGUGGAAGGUAUCGAAGGCAAGCAGUAAAGAGUGAUGACCUCCUUUUUCCGAUUCCUAGCUCGAAGUAAACUUGAGGGAUAUCUAUCGACGAUAUCUAUCUACGAGUCACUCCACGGUUUAGCCAGUGGAUUGGCUCUAGGGCUAUAUCCGACUCCUCUGUUGACUACACUUGUAUCAUAGACACCAUACAACUAUACUACUGGCAGACCUUUGCUUGAUUUGUUACUUUUCCUUGAACUAUUUC